AUGAAUCAUACUCCAAUACCAACUACUCCAGCUUCAGUUCCUAUACCCUUAGACUUUUCACAAAUACCAAUAGAUGCAUUAGAACAAAUAAGAAACAGAUUAAAUCAAAUUCAUUUAUCACUACGAAAAUUAGUAGAACAAAUCAAUGGUCACAAUAGACAUCCAUCAAAAAUAAAAUUACCAACUUAUAUACAUUUUCAAAAUCAAUUUCAAGUCCUAAUAACUCAACUAACAUCAAUAGCCAAUAUCCUAUACCAAAACGAAGAUUUAUUACUAAAGACCAAUGUUUAUCCAACAGUCAAUUUUCCAACAAGUCAACAAGAAGGUUUAUUAACUACAUUACUCAGAAAAAAAGCAUUACCAGAGGUAGAUGAAUGGAUAAAUUUAUCGUUAUCAGCAAUAGAAGAAAUUGAAAAAACUGAGAAAAAGCAAAUUGAUUUUGAAAAAAAUGAUGAAUUUAAUGCACGGUGUUUAAUGGAAAUUCAAAACCUUAGAGAAGAUUUUCAAUUCUAUGGUUUUCAUACAAUUGAAGAAUUGAACUAUAUGGAAACCCCAGAAGGAAAAGCUGAGGCUAAAUUAAAGAAAGAUCAAGAAAACGAAAAAGAAGAAAUUGAAUAUAAUAUUACUUUAGGUGGAAAGAAAAGUUUACAUCCAAAUCAAGUCAUGAGAUUUUUAUGUCAAGGACAACUAUAA
This is a messenger RNA of Lodderomyces jiufengensis, 693 nucleotides long. RefSeq names its product Med8p (gene MED8). The transcript has a single exon. The record is from RefSeq and is a predicted model, not a curated record. The coding region runs from base 1 to 693 and encodes 230 amino acids. Gene Ontology annotation, molecular function: RNA polymerase II cis-regulatory region sequence-specific DNA binding; transcription coregulator activity. Lineage: Eukaryota; Fungi; Ascomycota; Pichiomycetes; Serinales; Debaryomycetaceae. Gene Ontology annotation, cellular component: core mediator complex; mediator complex. Gene Ontology annotation, biological process: regulation of transcription by RNA polymerase II.